Cladocopium goreaui is the source of this 625-nucleotide messenger RNA. The record is from the annotation of a GenBank genome assembly. Lineage: Eukaryota; Dinophyceae; Suessiales; Symbiodiniaceae.
AUUCAUCUCAGCAUGGUAAAGCCAUGGCUGCUUGGAGCACUGCUAAAAACUCUGGCCUUCGCCGAGGACUUUGAGGCAGCCGAGGCACCACCGGUGUCGUUGCUCCAGUUGAAGUUGCAGCUGAGUAGAAACUCGGAGCCUGAAAUUUUGGGUGAGGCACAUGUCACGGACGGUGACGCCGAGAGCUUUGGCAGCAAGGCACUUUGCUCCGGUUCCUUUGAGGUCUGUGAAGUUGCCCUGCCAGAAACGUGCGCUUACAUCCCAGGCUGCUCCACCUCCAAAGGCGAAACGGCUUAUGGUGGCUGGUGCUCCGGUGAAGGAUGUGCCCAUUUGGACCAAGAGAACUGCCUGCUGAACUCCAAAUCCAAAUGCCACUGGAGAUAUGUCAAGUCGGAUCCAGAAACUUUGUGUCGUGGGGAUUUGGGCCGAUGGCAAAAUCCCGGUUGCAGCUUUAGCAAUGAUCCAGAAGCGUGUAUGUGGAUGCCUGGUUGUAACUGGGCUGGGCAGAAUCAUUUUGGUGGUUGGUGUACAGGCGACAAGCCACACUGUGCCAUGGAAACCUCCGUCUUUGCAUGCCAAGAUGCCCAGUGCCACUGGCAAAGCAGUGCCCAGCUCUGACUGAAAA